AUGGGGUUCUGGGAUAACGACAGCGUGUCCAUCGUCUCCAAAAAGUCCCACAGCGGACGCACCAAAUACACCGUCCAGAACAAAAAGUCCCGCUCCCGAUCCCGAUCCCGCUCUCCGUCGCGCGAGUCUCGCCACAGCCGUAGCGCCUCGUCAUUCUUCUUCGGCGGUGGCAGCGGAGGCAAGCACGGCAGCUCGCGGGUGUCGCUCUUCGGCUCCUCGGACAAACACGGCAAGCACAAUAGUUCGAAGUCCUCCUUCUUUGGCCUUCCCAGCGGCAGUCGCUCCUCGUUUUUCGGUCUCGGCCGCUCCUCCUACUACAAACGCUCCCCUCGCAAAGGCUUCAUCCAUCGCGCCUACAAAAAACUCAAGCAACUCCUCCGCGACCUCGUCAAGUACGCCAAGCGCCACCCCCUCAAAGUCUUCCUCCUCGUCCUUGUGCCCCUCAUCACCGGCGGCGCCCUGACCGCCCUCCUCGCCCGCUUCGGUCUGCGCAUGCCCGCCGGAAUCGAGCGACUCCUCGGCGUAGCUUCCAAGGCAGCUACGGGCGAUGGAAUCGGCCUCGUGGGUGAGGCUAUGAAGAUGGCGGGGAGCAUCGCUGGCGGCGCGGCGGGCGCGGCGGAGGUCGGGCGCGGGAGGGAUGGGGAUUUUAGGUGGGAGAGGAAGGGUGAGGAUGGGUGGGGUGGUGGGGUUUCGAGUGUGAUGAAGAUGUUUUCUUGA
Scedosporium apiospermum is the source of this 717-nucleotide messenger RNA. RefSeq lists its product as uncharacterized. Bases 1 to 717 code for a protein of 238 amino acids. NCBI's taxonomy places the organism in Eukaryota, Fungi, Ascomycota, Sordariomycetes, Microascales, Microascaceae. The transcript has 2 exons. The record is from RefSeq and is a predicted model, not a curated record.